AUGCAAUAACAGACUAUUGAUGAGAGUAUUCUCUAAUAAUUGAGACGUAUUCUAAGUUUUUAAUCCUUAUCCAGAAAUUAUUUUCUUUUGAGGAAAUUUGAUCUCAGCAUAGGUUGUAUAAGGCUUCAGAGCUUGGCCAAGGAAAAAAGCUUUAGACAAUUGCUAGAUUACCCUAAUGGUAUAGAAACUCUAGUUAAUAUUUUGAUCCAAUAUAACUACAGCAAUUGGAUUUUCGAUUAGGAUUUCAAUGUCAUUAGACCUAUCUUUAGAAAGGAGAGAAAAUAAGUGUAAAUUUUGAUCAAAAAGAAUCAAGUGGAUGAAUUUAAGAAAUUUUUACUAGAAUUAGAUCUUGAAAAAGAGUGUGAAGUCUUGGAAGCAGAGUACAUAGCAAACAAGGAUUUUACAAAAUUGUUCAUUGUUUUUGAUAAUGAGGAUGAAGCACAGAGAGGUUUUAGUAAAAUAUAAUCAUGCAAGGCCACAUUUGCAAUACAAAAUGCCAAAAUGGAGGAAGUGGAUUUCUAUAACAGAUUCCUAAACAUUGUUCAAUCCAAAUAAUAAUAAUUUUAAGAUUAAAGGAUGAAUAAUCCCAGAAACUAUGAAGAUAUGCAAAUGGAGCAUUAAUAAUUUUCACAUCAUCACUAAUCUUAAUAGAAUCAAUACUUAUAAUACUAAUAAUAGAAAUUCUAUUAAUAAUAACAAUAAGAAUGUUCUACCUCUGACAUUGUAAAUUAAAGAUUAAAUCAAAUUAGAUCAAAUGAAAAAAUAGAAUUAAACUAUGCUCCUGUGCAAGAAUAAUAAUCAAUGUUUUCAUUUGUACCUAAUUUGAAUCCUCAACAAUAUGGUUCAAUGCAAGAAGGUUAUGAAAAUCCAAAUUUUGGUGAAAACAGGAAAACUAUUGAAAUAAUUAGAAUUGAAGUAGAUUCUGAAAACACUCAAUCCCAAAAUGCUGAAUAGUUUGAAUCAUAGACCAAUUAGAGGCAAAUUUCAAGAGAAACAGAGUCCAAUAAAGAAAAUUCAGUGGAAAGAAAUAAUAAAAAAACACAUCAAGUAGAGCUUUAUGAAGAGAAAUAACACUUUAAACAUGGACAUCAAUAAAACGGAUAUGGUAGAAAUAAUUAUGAGUACAACAAGUAUCACAAUAAAUAAAAUAACAGGAAAUAACCAUAUUAUAAUCGUUUGGAGAAUGAUUUAAGUGAAUUUACUGGAUACAAGAAGUACCAAUAAAGAUAGCAGAAGGAAUACUACGAAGUGAAGAAGGAAUAUUGA
Messenger RNA from Paramecium tetraurelia, 1266 nucleotides. RefSeq lists its product as uncharacterized. The record is from RefSeq and is a predicted model, not a curated record. Lineage: Eukaryota; Ciliophora; Oligohymenophorea; Peniculida; Parameciidae. The transcript has 6 exons.